Messenger RNA from Durusdinium trenchii, 3675 nucleotides. The record is from the annotation of a GenBank genome assembly. Lineage: Eukaryota; Dinophyceae; Suessiales; Symbiodiniaceae.
AUGCCUGAUGACUUAACCUUGGCCUGGCAGCGCCUACGCUCUUCGCGGGAGACGCCAACGUCCGGACUGCACACGACCCUUAACUUGGCUCAGUCCUCGCGCUCCCCCCGGAGGCUCCGGCCAACGGCUCCUCCCGAGCCGGCCGCGGACCUGGGAGACCCACGACCGCGGUUUCCAUCGAGCUUGGCUCACUUGAGAGUGGAUUUGGGGCCGCCGCGCCCUACAGCCCAAACAGUCACAUCAACGUCGCAGAAUGUUGAAGAUCAGAUGCUUGCAACCAUAAAGGAGCGCUUGGCCGCUGUCAAAGCAAAAGAAAAGUCUUUGGAGGACCAAUUUGACACUUUGUGCACCACCCAUGCGAACUUGCAGCGAGCGCUCCAAGAGGCACAAGAUCACGAGCCACAGAACGAUUUGAAAGGCGGAGAAGAGAAGGUGGAAAAUGAGAUGCUCAAGAAAGAGCGGCAACAGGCUGACGAAGAGGCAGCAUCAGCUUCCGCCGUGCAGGCUGAAGAAGAGGCAGCAUCAGCUUCCGCCUCGCAGGUGGAAAAUGAGACGCUCAAGAGGGACCUCAAGAAAGCACAGCAACAGGCUGAAGAAGAGGCAGAGAAGAAGAAGAAGAAGCUGGAGGAGCAGUUGGAAGAUGGAAAGCGACAGGCCAAAGACAAGGAGGUGGAGAAUGAAAUGCUGAAGAAAGGACUCCAGAAAGCGCAACAGCAGGUCGGUGCUGUCAAUGUGACCCUGUACAUCACCCUGAAAGACCAACCGGCCGAAAUGGCUGACACAGCUCCGAAAAAAUCAUACCCUGGAGAGUUUCGAGAAAAUGCAGCAAGAUGUGUCAUUUCGUUUCCUGGGAAAUACCCUUCUGGAUGGGAUGCCCUUGUCAAGGGACAUCAUGACAGCAGCAUUGGCUGUGUCUUUUUUACCACUCCUGGAGAACGCGGCUUCGGAGAUUUGGUCGAUCCUGGAGAAGGCGGCCUCGGAGAUCAUGUGCAAGACCCUGAGGCAGAAGAAGGCAUUUGCUAUUGCAAGGCCAUCUAUGGUGAGCGAAGUUGGGAGAAGUUUCACUACCUAAAGAAGGUGAAAAAGGAGAAUUUGAAAGAAGAACUAGAGAAAGCAAAGGUAACGAAGAUUCAUGUCGUAGAAGAAGACCUGUACAAUAGUAGCCCAGAGAAGAAGGAAGAGGCUGACAAAGAAGCCCAGCAGAAGUACGAGGAGAACAAGAGAAGAGCACCAUGGGGGUGCGCUUGGUUCCCUGCUUGGAUGAAGAAUGGCCACAAGGCAGUUGAGCAAGGGCAGAAGCUUCAGGUGGUGUUUUUCGCCGGGCAGAAGGGAAAAGGCAAGGUACAUUGGAAUGACCUGCCGGGUUCAGAGCUGUGGAACGGCGAGGGUCUCGGUGGGUCCCAGAAGGGAGAGGUCGCUUACCUGGACAAGAUGUGGCGGGAAACGAAUAAUCCUGCAUGGAUAUAUGAAGAAAUCGACGUGAUGCAAUUUUUGCAAGGCGAAUUCAAUCUUGAACAGGAGGUGGAUGCACGUGACAUGGCCAAAAACUGGCGAAGAGGACACAUAGUUGGUCUUCCUGUGGCUGGCGCAGCCGACGACAAAGAGUGGGUUCCAAAGUGGACUGUUCAAUGCAACAAAGAUCUGGAGAAAUUUGAGUCCACGUUUUUGAUGCACACAGUAGAACCCAUCGACAAGCUGCUUAAGGAGGUUGGUAAGGACAACUUGUCGAGAAUGCUGGAGCAACAUUUGCCGAAGGGUGUGGAUUUGGAUGUGAUGUUUGCAUCAAGAUGCAGGUUGGAAAAUGGACAUGCUGCUUUUGCAGUCAAUGUCCGUGUCCCGCACGUGAAGGCAAUCCACAUGCUUCGAGAUCAAGUUCUUUGCGGAGACCUUGAGGCUGAACUCAACAGAUCCCUUGCGGACAUUCAUCAGAGUGAGUUCCAAGUCCAAGUUGACAAAACCGAGUUUUUUGAACAAUAUGAGAGCAGUCUUCUAUCCUUGUCGAAGCUGACUCAUCAUCAAGAAUCAAAACUUCGGCAGCUGCACCAGCGGAAAAGCAAAGAGCUUCACUUGACAGCUCCUGCGGGGGCCGGAAAAACAUUUGUGGCGGUGCAAUUUGCGCUGGACAAAGUUUACGAGAACUGCAAAUCCGAGGGCGCAAUCCUGUACGUAGCACCCCGCCUUUCCUUGUGCUUGCAUUUUGUUCAGUGGCUCAUCGCCAGACAUCUGUGGCUGAAAGGGCGAGGAGGAGAAUUGGAGGAACUGCUGUCCAGGAUCGUAAUCAUGCACAAACGUGAUGAGGAUUAUGUCAAUGUCAAGUUGGUUCUAGAAGGCAAUCAAUUUGCUGAACACCCAGCCGCUGCUCCAGAGUAUUUGCUAGCCAUUUUUGACGAGGCUCACGAGCUCUUCACCACUGACGAGAUGACCGGAAUUUACAGGGACUUGCGGGCAAAUCAGAAGCUGCUGCUGUCCGACAUGUCUCAAUCAGCUUCUUUGCGCGUUGCACUUCCUGAAGUUGAAGACACUGUGAGUCUCAGUGACGUUGUUCGAAGUACCCAGCGAAUUGUCGCUGCUGCACAGGCCUUUGAACUGGAAAAGAGCAAGGGAAUUACCACCAGCUGCAGCGGAACGAACGGUCCACCUCUCAAAACCUUUAUUUUUGAGGCCCUCGAUGACGCAGAGAUGUUUCACCAAUGCUGCCGCUACACCCUCGACGCCAUUAGGCACGUCUUCCGCUCUUACCCCAGCUUGAGCAGCUUGCAUUUGCGGGUGGCUAUCAUAGUACCAGACAAGACAUUUUGUGACAAGUUCAAGGGACUACUUCGAGAUGAACUCACUUCUACAUUCACUGCCCGAAAGUUCCAGCUAAGAUCCUUUGCCGAGUCCUUACGUUACUUGCGUUCCCAUCACCACGACGAAAGAGCAGCAGGGGAUGAAGUGCUAGUUCUAGAUACAGUUGAGGAAGCCCGAGGGCAAGAGAUGAUGGUUGUGAUUUGUGUGGGACUUGAUCAGAAAAUAGCUGACACUGACGCACGCAAAACUGACACUCUUUUGACUCGGGCGCGGAUCUACCAGGGGAUUACAAGAGCUCAGUUGAUGGCUAUAGUUGUGGACAAGCUCAUUCAAGGUGGGUUUCUACAAUUCCUUACUACUCUCAAGUUCAACAACAAGAAGUUCGAUCAAAGUUUUGCCUUCAGCGAAGGCACCUCAAAAGCGGCAAGCAGAAUAAAGAAAAAAGCAGAGGCCCUGCCUAGCGAAGUCGUUGAGGAGAAAGAUGGCGAAGGCAUGGACACUGCUGCUAUGACUGGUUUGAGUUUGGCAGUGGUGAAGGAUGAGCUUGGUGGCAUUGAACAGCUUCUAGAAGUUUGCAUAGUGAAGGAAAAUGAUGAUGGGGCAAAUAAAUUCAUCAGCGCAGAUGGCAAAGCCCAAGGAGAAAUCGACAAGGAUGGACCUCGUGAUGAUGAUCGAUUUGAGACAUCGAUAUGGGAUACAGACAGUAAUCAGACCAAAUCGACAAGUCAGACAUUGGCUUUUGACCCGCGCAUUGACCAGGUGCUGGGGAGGAUCCUCGAAGAAUUGCCAGGAGGGGAGUCUACACCUGGUCUCGAGGCACGGAAGGAGAUUGAUCAUACCGACGGCAAAAGUCAGGAUUCAAGUUCUCAAGCUGCUGUCGCCUGA